Molecule: messenger RNA, 3356 nt
Organism: Pangasianodon hypophthalmus (striped catfish)
Lineage: Eukaryota; Metazoa; Chordata; Actinopteri; Siluriformes; Pangasiidae
Exons: 5
Coding region: 309-2186 (625 amino acids)
Source: RefSeq, a predicted model, not a curated record
ACACACCUCUGUGCCUUUCCUGGCCUCCAUCAGACGUGUGCAUAUCUUUCAAACAGAAAUAAAAUCAGCAUUUACUGGGAAGGUAAACAAAAAUGGCUGGAUUUGUAUGAUAUGGAAGUAUCAUCAUUUUGAAGUCUGAGAGGAAUAUCAAGGACAGUGAGAUACACUCACUUAACAGUGACGUGCUUGGAGAUGAUCUGAAGACUUGAAGAAUUUUAAGAUGUGGAUCUACCACACUUCAGGAUUUGAUGGAAUUUUACCUUUGGCUUUGGACAUGUAACGUAAUCUUUCACUUUCAAUGUGUGUAAAUGGCGGACACAAACUCUGCAUCGGACACUCAGGUCUUGUUGCAGUCCAUGCUUCAAAGGCUGAGACUUCAACCAAGACCUGCGAGCAACAGCGCACACACACAAGAUGAAGUACAGUAUAAUGCAACAUUGAUAGAGCAAACUGGCAGUGCUGGUGAGAGCCCACCUCAAACACCGCCAAUGUACAAUUUUGAUUUUUCUAUGGACAGCAAUUUUAAUGUGACUAAUCUGGCCAGACCACUGAGUCCGGGUUCGACUGGCGUAACAACGUCUCUGUCACAAGAAUUUGCCAAAGGAAUCGAUGUUCACACUCCAGGAAUGUCAUCUACACCAAAACGGAGAACAUUAAGUUGGGGGUUUAUGAGCAACCACACUGUAUCAGGAGGGAACAGUGAUGUCCGUACAAGCGCAGAUGAUGGUGUGAUGCCUAAGCAGGUCAGGAAGCAAAAAUUCUCUCUGACAAAAAUGAGUGAUGGCAGUGUCCAGACGGAAUCAAACAUCCAGGGCCAGGGGGUUGGACAGAAGGGAUGGACCCAGAAGAUGAAGGAAAAAUGGAAGGAGAGACACAAAAGCAUACCCAGAAGAGAACAAGACGACAGCGAGAGACAAGAACAGAGCAAAGUUGCAAAUAGGAUCAGGUCUCCAAUUCCUAUACAAACUGGGCCCAAUGAAACCAAUACAACUACAGCAUUCAAUGAGGAAGUUAGUGUCCAGAGCCAGCCAAUCAACAAUGGUCCAGUCGAAAGCAUAUCCAGUCCACUCGAUCACAUGAGUGAGACCUUAUUUUCACCGGGGUCUUUUAACCUGAUGGAAGAGAUUUUCACUGGUCAGGAGUGGGCCAAGUUCCUCCCAUACAGCACCAGCAGCCAAUUAGCAUCCAGUUCCAUCCCACAAGACCAAAGAAUAGGAUUAACAAGCAGUAUUAGCCAAUCAAGUCAAAAUGAGCAAACCUUGCUCAGCCAGUGGAAUUACAGAGAGGCCACAGGCCUUGAUUUGGGAAUGACACAAUCAAAAAUGAACUCUGGAAGUUUCCACAACAUGGACACCACUGAAUACAUGUUUAACCAAAGAAAGACCUCAGAUUUCGGUAUGCAUCCUAUGUCUGAGUUACACAACGGUCAGUAUGGACUGUCUGAUUCAAGAUCAAACCAUGUGGAGAGCAUGGAUCUGCAUGUCAGCCCGUUGGGGAACAAUUAUACAAUCAAAGAACAAGCACAUAUUUAUCCAUAUAAGCAGUCAAACUCAAUACAACUAAAUAUAAAUCAGACGUUACCCAGUGAGCAAAGUGCGAAUCAGUCACAAGCGACGGAAAUAACCCACAAGCAACCUGGAAGUGUGCAUGAGGUUCUCCCCCAAUUGGAUUUAUCAUAUCUUCAGUCCAAAGACAAUUCCUCCCUGAAGAAGCAAGUAUCUCUGAGCCGCAAGCGGGGUCACUCCACAGAGAGAAGAGGUUCAAAUGAAUGGAGAUCAGAGACAGCAGAAAUACAUGAGUGGAGACAUAAUUCCUCCCCUUCAGAUCCAGCACCAAGUCUUUCCCCUGCCUCCUCUAUUUCCUCUCUCCAGCACUCUGUUUCCCAGGAUUCAGAGUCAUCGGUGUCUACAGAAACUGUGAUCAAAAAGAGGAAGGUGGAGAACAAACGUCAUGUGCGAUUUGCAGAUGAGGUGACCAUUGUACCACCCCUUGUUCUGUCUGACGAUGAUAGCGAUGCUGAUGAUGAGGAUUACUGUCAUAAUGGCAAUGAGGGCAAUGAUGACAGUGGAGAAGAGUCGCUGUCUCGCCCGUAUGUUCCCAGAUGGAUUGAGGCACUCAGGAGUAAGGCUAAUAGGAAGCCCAAACUUAAACUUCCACGCAGGACUAAAAAAUAUCGUUUUGUGUGACAUAGCAAAAACUACAAACACUACCUUCACCUGAAUAACACUGUUAUUAAAACACAGGUCUGUAAUAAGUUAUGUAAAGAAAACUCCAUGAUCCGUUCUGAAGUGAUCAUGACCUCCAAAGUGAGAAGCCUGCACUUCAAAACAUUUGUAGCUAUAUCUAUAAAUUUAACUAACUAGAUUAAUGCUUAUAAUUUGCAUUAUUUGCAUUAUUUUGUGUGAAUAUAAUACACUUAUUAGACAGUUUAUUAGGAACACCUAUACACAUGCAAAUUCAUGCAAUUAUCCAGACAGCCAAUUACGUAUCAGCAGUGCAAUACAUAAAAUCAUGUAGGUCAAGAGCUUCAGUUGAUCUUCACAUCAAACAUCAGAAUGGGGGAAAAAUCUGAUCUCAGUGACUUUGGUUGUUGGUGCCAGAUGGGCUGGUUUGAGUAUUUCAGAAACUGCUGAUCUCCUGGGAUUUUCACACACAACAGUCUCUAGAGUUUACACAGAAUGGUGCAAAAAAACAAAACAAAACAGAAAAAUCAUCCAAUGAGUGGCAGUUCUGCAGGUGGAAACACCUCGUUGAUGAGAGAGGUCAGAGGAGAAUGACCAGACUGGUUUGAGAUGACAGGAAGUCUACAGUAACUCAAAUAAGCACUCUUUCCAACCAUGGUGAGCAGAAAAGGAUCUCAGAAAGCACAACACAUCAAACCUUGAAGCGGAUCGGCUACAAGCAGAAAAUGACAUGGAGUUUCAUUCCUGUGAGCCGAGAACAGGAAUCUGAGGCUACAGUGGAAACAAGUCAGUGAGAUCACAUUUUUCUCCAUUCUGAUGUUUGAUGUGAACAUUAACUGAAGAUCUGUAUCUGCAUGAUUCUGUGCAUUGUGCUGCUGACACAGGAUUGGCUGCAUAAUUGCAUGGAUAACUGCAUGAAUGUGCAGGUGUACAGGCGUUCAUACUUUAGGCCACACCUACAGGAGUCACAGACUCCAAGCGACAUAAGCAAGUUAUUUCGAAGUGUAAUUUGAAUAUGUUUUGUACCUGCACUUGUACAUAUGUAGGUAAACUUGUGAGUUGCCACAGCCAUUUUCUCUUUCAGAAACUUAACAGCACAACGAUUUGGCAAGGCAAAGUGUCCACCAUUUGUUUAUUACAGUAAUGAUCAUUUAGAAGGGCCCUAUGAAAUAA